CACAGAAAGGGAAGUGGAAAAGAUGGAAAGGAGGAAAAGAGUAAAGGUAAAGGUAAGAAAGGUGAUAAGGAUAAAGGAAAAGGAAAGAAAGGAAAGGGCAAAGCUGGAGUUCGAGCAGCUGAGUAUCAAGAAAGUUCGGUAGCAGAUGAAGGCCUAGAGUCAGAAGGUUAUGAGGCAGAAGCGUCUGAAGAAGUUUGGAGUGAAGCUGGAGACCUCACGGAACUUCGUUUGUCCAUGUUCGUUCGAUCGCAGUCGAAGACCGAAGAGUUGAACGUUCGGCCGGAGUCGAAUGUUGGAAGUAGGAACGAUUGUUGUGAGCAAGUUGGAAGUCGAGAUGCUUGUUUUGAGCAAGUUGGAGACAAAGAUGCCUGUUUUGGGCAUGUUGGAACUAGAGCUGACUGUUUUGUUGAACAGUUUGAGAGUGUGAUCCAUGAGGCCCCAAGCCUCGAAUCUGUUGGAGCAAGUUUCGGGCCGUCAGAGCGUCAGCGAAGGGCAGAGAAUUGUUGUUCUCGAAGGAGGUCAUGGGCCUCGCUAGUGUCAGAGGAAGAGAAAGAAGUAGGGAAGCUUGAAGGUCAACCACCACAACACGUACAGCCUAUCGUACCACGUCCAGACGAUGUGAGGUUUGAAGGUACGAGGUUCGCAGGCCAGAGGUCAGAUCUAAGUGAUAGGAGUCACGUUGGUAAGCUAGUUGUGUGCCGCAGCCCGAUCCUUUGGAACGCUCGUCCGACCGCUCACGUCGAGAAGCUGUGUCAGCCUUGGAAGGGAGACAGUGAGAACUCAAGCAUGUGUGAUGGUUGUGGUGUUGUUGCACCAGUCAAGCCGUUCAGUCAAGAGUUUUACCCAUCUAAGAGUAAGAGUCAGAAUGCAGUCGCAAGAAGAACGUCUAGUUUUUUGUUUUGCAGUUCGUGUCGCAAUGUUGGAAACAGUCAUGUGCAGAGCAUUCGUGAGUUGAGAAAAGCACUGCAUAAGUCCAAGAAAGGUUUUUUGCUAGAACCAAGUCUUGUGCAUGGAGGGUUCGAGCAAGAGUUGAGCACGUUCAGAAAGCAGGAUCUUCGCUCGUCGACGGUCGCCGAUUUCGUCACCCGUACGCCCUCAGGUUGGAACCGAAUCAUUCACCCAGCAGAGUCGCCCGUGGCCCCAUCCGACCUGGAUGCACCGAGUGAUCUUGAAGAGAUAGGUAACCUAGAUGAUGAAGAGUCACUUGCAACUGAUGAGCUAGAGCUCAACUCGUCUGAAUGUCUUGAACCGGAACCUCACCUACCUAAGAGUUUUGAAUCGGAGUUCAAAGCUAACCUUGUGAAGUGUGUCGAGCAAGAGUCACAAGAGGUAGAUGCUGUGAUGUUCGUUGCAAGUCUUGGCAUUCGAGAAGUUGUCUCGAAUUGGUCACCGAGUUUUGCAGCAUGGUGCACGAACUGUGGUAAGAAGCCUAAACUUGGAAGAGUUGAAGCUAGUUUUGUAAAGCCACCUAGCCUGCUGGUAGGAACGUCUGAGAGUUCGAUCGCCGCAGCCAUUUUUCCACUGACUUGCAACCCCGUUUGUUGCAGAGAUCCGGAGCCUCAGAAACCCGAGACCAGUGGUCACCAAAAGACACGACCCAAGAGGUCAGCAGGGCCACCACUGUGGCCUGAAGAGUUCGAGAAGUUGAGACCACGUUCAUGCCUAGUAGGUGGUAAGAUGUUUGAGACGGACUUCAAAGAACUAGAGAGCAGGGAGCUAGACUUGAAUGUUUGUGAGACGUUCGGUAACUAUGAAGUGCCUGUGUACGAUCUAGUUCACUCAAAGAGUCAUGUCGAAGAGCCUCAACUUAUGAAGCCACUGCUUCAACCCCUGUUUUUCUCAAACGUAGAGGACUUGAAUCUAGCCUCGUGGUGGCUAAUGGACUCAGGAGCUAGCAGGUCAGUAGUCUCGAAUAAGUUUCUAGAUCGGUAUCAGGUAGAGAAGACCCGUGAUCUAGAGCAGCCUUUGGGAUUCAGCACUGCUAGUGGCCAACGUGUAGAGAUCACCAGAGAGGUUGUGAUUAAGGUCCAGGUUGAGCUAUAUAGCAGGGACAAGCAAGUGGUAAUGCCCGUUAGCAUUCGUGCACUCGUAAGUGAUGUUGAGCAUAACUUGCUAUCGGUAGUUGAGAUGGCACGCAAGGGUUGGGAGUUCGUUGUGAACCAAAAGGAGUGUGUUGUGAGCAUAGGUCAGUACAAGCUGUAUCCCAUAAUGUGGGCUAACUGUCCGUGGCUAAAGGUUCACGAAGUUGAGACCCAGAGCUCAUCCCACGAAUCCCCCAACUCGAGCCGGAAUCGACGCGUCCGCGUACAAGGCCCAGACGAUCAAAUGCAAGUCGAUUCGUUGAACCGCUCACGGAGUUUGUCCGGGAGCUCGCACGGCAGUCACGCAGAAGGGAAUGCAGUUCGAUCUAGGAAGACCUCCCCUAUGAAGCGUGACCAGGGUUUUACAAAGAAUGGUCUGAAAGCGAAUUAGAGGAAUUGAGCCAAGAAGAAUGUGAACUACUGUUGCAACCCUUGCCCGGAGAAAGCUUGGAAGCACCGCCUUCGUUUGAGCCUAGUGGUAAUGUAGUGUCUGUUGAAGAGCAACUAGAUGGAGCUAGCGACCACCCCACUGGCCGUAAAAGAUAUAGUAUGAAGGCGCCACCCGCUGUAGUUCAGCGACAGAGCCAACCAAACGAUCCAGGAACACCCGAUGAAAUUGAGCCCAUAAGUCUAGAAGAGGACCAGGAAGCUAAAGCUAAUCGUCCACGUAACCGCCUCCUAGAAAUAGAAGACAGGGAUCUAAUGAAACACAGGCUGCAAGGCCAUGUAACCUACCACCCGUCUUGUGAAGCUUGCAAAGUUUCAAAAUCCACUCACCAGCAC
Durusdinium trenchii is the source of this 2864-nucleotide messenger RNA. NCBI's taxonomy places the organism in Eukaryota, Dinophyceae, Suessiales, Symbiodiniaceae. The record is from the annotation of a GenBank genome assembly.